CUUUUGGAUAGCCAUGUUCAUCGUCUUACUGCUCAUUCUCGGCUUCGAGCCAUUUGCUGCCGCCGGCGAUCCACUGGAGCAGAUCUGCAACACCAGCAUCCCCUAUAAUAGCACCUACCAAGCUAACCUUGAGCUCCUAUCUACUGUGCUAUCCAGGAAUGCCUCAUCCACAGGAACCAACCAGCCCAAGGGCUUCGUCCGAACUGACCAAGACCCCAUUUAUGGCGUCGCACAGUGCCCCGGCGACACCAUCGCAUCUGCAUGCUCCAGCUGCAUCACCACCGCGUUCCAUGAUGCUUGGCGGCUCUGCGGAUCGCAAAUGGACAUGCAUUUCUUGUAUGGGGACUGCAUCGUCCACGUCUCCACUGAGGACCUUGUCUACAACUCCAGUUUUGUGCUACACAGGUUGCUGAUCUUUAGGGACACCACGGAUCCCAGCAUUCAAUUCAUUGAGAUCACCAACUUCACCGACGCCAGCAUUGAUGGCAACAUCAAGGUGCUGCUCCAAGAGACAGCCAAACAGGCAGCCUACAACUCUACAAUGAUGUACGCCACCGGCCGCCUGGAUUUAUCCGAGGGACUGCCGCUGCUGUACUCUAUGGCGCAGUGCAACCUGGACCUACGACCAAAUGACUGCUGGGAUUGCCUCGACAAUAUCAGGAGCGCAGCAAGGGGUUCCUUCCACGAGCAACAUGGUGAAUGGAUUGCUGGUGUUUGGUGUAAUUUCAGGUACAGCACGUAUCAGUUCUACAAUGACCAGCCCACGAAGAAGACCGGCUGGUCAGAUGUUGUAGAUCCAACAACAAACAUGCCGGCGCCAGGGCCGGUUGGUGUUCCAAGGCAGAAAGAUAAGAGUAAGACAAUAUGUUAUUUCUUUCCCCAAAACUAUUUGGAAUUUGGUAAAGUGAGCUCUCAGGAAGAUGAAGAGCUAGUCUGGGGGAUAGGGAGGAGUUCGGAGCUCAAGCUUUUUAACUUUUCACAACUAUCAGAUGCUACGAGUAACUUCUCAGAUGAAAAUAAAUUGGGGCAAGGUGGCUUUGGCCCAGUAUACAAGGGCCAGCUUCCUGAAGGUUUGGAAAUAGCAAUUAAGAGACUAGCUUCGCAGUCUGGGCAGGGUUUCACAGAGUUUAAAAAUGAAGUCCAACUCAUAGCCAAGCUCCAGCACACAAAUUUGGUUAGGCUAUUGGGAUGUUGCUCUCAAGGAGAAGAGAAAAUAUUAAUCUAUGAAUAUUUGGCAAAUAAAAGCUUGGAUUUCUUUAUCUUUGAUGAAACUAAAAAGGCUUUAUUGGAAUGGAACAAAAGAAAAGCGAUUAUCGAAGGGAUCGCACAAGGACUUCUAUAUUUGCAUAAACACUCUCGAUUACGUGUCAUACAUAGAGAUCUUAAAGCAAGCAACAUCCUUUUGGACAUUGAAAUGAAUCCCAAAAUAUCAGAUUUUGGGCUUGCAAAAAUAUUCAGUUCAAAUGAUACUGAAGGGAACACAAAAAGGAUUGCUGGGACAUAUGGGUAUAUGGCUCCCGAGUAUGCUUCAGAGGGUCUCUUCUCAAUCAAAUCUGAUGUAUUCAGCUUUGGUGUGCUGAUUCUCGAGAUCAUCAAUGGAAAAAGAAACUCGUGUUUCCAUCAAAAUGGGGACUUCUUCAACCUUCUUGGAUAUGCAUGGAAGUUGUGGAAAGAGGAAAGAUGGCUGGAGUUCGUCGAUGAAUCAAUAGUUUCAGAGUCUGACAUGUUAGAGACAAUGAGGUGUAUCAACAUCGCACUGCUCUGUGUGCAAGAGAAUGCGGUUGACAGACCCAGCACAACAAGUGUGGUUGCGAUGCUAAGCAGCGAAACUAUGGCCCUGCCUGAACCUAAGCAUCCAGCGUAUUUCGGUUACGGAGGAAGAGCCACCUAGUGCUAAUGAUGUGACAAUGUCUUCUCUACAGGGCAGAUAGUAUCAUCCUGCAUGAUGUGUUUUUCUGUGCUGCUGCUUUGCUGAGGGAGCUCACUCUGUUUUUUUAACACUAAAGUUCUGACAGAAACACACACAAACCUUUGGACUUUGGUUAAAGAUGGCAUGAACGGAAGACAAUCUACUCAUGUCAGUAAAAGAUGACUAAUUAGUGUUUAUAUUGUAAUGUUGAAUCAUAAGCAUACACCUCAGUUGUUGAUGACGAACUGUGAGGUAGAGUACAUUUCAGGUUGGCGUUUGCCUUUGCGUAGAGAAAUAAAAGGGUGGUAGGCUAAGAUUAUGAUUAUUCAUCCAACCACAUAAUCAAGCCUUUGUACAGAAAUCAUAAUCAUAAACACACAUGGCCUAUAUAUUUGGCAUAUGCACUGAAUCGAUUCAACGCAGUGGUAAAAUCCCCGAAGCUGACCUCGUUUGAAGGAUCGAUUCGUUUGACAGAAACACACCUAUGGCAUAUCCUGCUCGAUGUGUCUUUGUGCCGCUGAUUCACUUAGUGUCUUAGGGGGCGCGUUUUGUUCGACACACACAUACACACAUACCUUUGGUCAAACAUGGCAAGAAAGGAAGACAAUCUAUCUACUCAUCUUCAAACAGCAAAAGCAGAUGGCUAAUUAAUUUGCAUAUCGUGACGCCGAAUCGUACGCGCUCACCUCGGUUGCUAAUUUCUAGUGACGACUUCCUGCUCAUGCCAAUGAAUUGUGAAGUGCAGUACAUUUCAGGUUGGAGUGUCUCUUUGUGCAGCAAUGGCAAUGCCUACCUACAAACAAACCUAAGGGUGAUGCAUAUUAUUAGCCCAGGCAUAGAAGCUUUUGCACUGAAAUCUGAAGCACGAACAUCACCGGUGCUGCAGAAUGGCUAUCUUUACUGAAUCGACUCAACUCAGCGGUUCCAUUCCCCCAACAAAAAUCCCCAAAGGAUGGAUCGAAAUCCC
This is a messenger RNA of Aegilops tauschii subsp. strangulata, 2876 nucleotides long. Its product is annotated as cysteine-rich receptor-like protein kinase 25. Lineage: Eukaryota; Viridiplantae; Streptophyta; Magnoliopsida; Poales; Poaceae. Gene Ontology annotation, biological process: protein phosphorylation. Gene Ontology annotation, cellular component: plasma membrane. The record is from RefSeq and is a predicted model, not a curated record. Gene Ontology annotation, molecular function: ATP binding; protein serine/threonine kinase activity.